This is a messenger RNA of Mitosporidium daphniae, 942 nucleotides long. RefSeq lists its product as uncharacterized. The coding region runs from base 1 to 942 and encodes 313 amino acids. The record is from RefSeq and is a predicted model, not a curated record. Gene Ontology annotation, molecular function: transmembrane protein transporter activity. Lineage: Eukaryota; Fungi; Microsporidia. Gene Ontology annotation, biological process: protein import into mitochondrial matrix. The transcript has 3 exons. Gene Ontology annotation, cellular component: mitochondrial outer membrane translocase complex; mitochondrial outer membrane.
AUGUCUUCAGAAAGUGCACAUAGCGAUUCCAGAUUUCUGAGCUUCUUCUCCUAUCUUUCUUCAUGUAUUUCUUCGUUGCAACAGCUAAAAAAGGAACUGAACUUGAAACAACCCGGCUCAUUUGAUAAUCUUGGACGAGAGGCUAAAAAUGUUUCUCCGACGCAUUUGUUAUUCGAAGGUGGGAAGCUUGAUUUGGGAAAAAUACUAAGCAAUCAAUUCCAAGUUUCGCAUUCUUUUAACCUUGCCGCGGGUACCCUUCCAUCGACGUACCACUUUGGGACCGUUUUUGUCGGCAAAUCGGUAGCCCAUUUUAAUUUGAUUGGAAAAGUGCAGCUCUCCAUGAGCCAAAAUCUGACGGCAAAGUGUCAAUGUCAAAUUUCUUCGCGUCCAGGAUAUUCGAUGUUUCAGUCUGAAUCUGAAUACCUGGGCCGGGACUAUACUCUCAAUGCCAAGGCGAUCAAUUUUGACCCAACAAAUCUAACUGGUGUCUUUUCGCUUGGAUACUUGCAAUCAGUCUCGAAAAAUGGCGGCCUUGCGCUCGGGAUUGAGGGCAUCUUGCAGCGCCCUAUGCCUGAGGUCGAAGAUGCCGGCAUGACGUUUAUUGCCAAAUACACCACAGACGCCAAAUCUAUCUUUGUAGCAAACAUUCAGAAUUUUAUUGGAGUUCAGCUCUCGUAUUUUCAUCGCGUAAAUGAAAGUAUUGAAUUUGCGGCAGAUAUGCAGACCAUUCUUGCAGGGCCUCAAAGAGAGGCACUUGCAACCGUUUCUUGCAAAAUGGAACAUAGACAGGCCAGUGUCCGCGCAUCACUUGAUUCACAAGGGAAACUGGGUAUGUUUCUUGAAGAGAGACUCUUUGGAAGACUUGCGCUUUUAAUAUCCGGUGAGAUUGAUCAUCUCAAAGGAAGAAACAAAUUUGGAGUUGGGUUAGCCAUUGAAAGCUGA